GUGGGGUGUAUGUUUCGCGCAUUCUCCGCCACAAUCUUCGAUAACUCGCAAUUUAUGAAUUAAAACAUUUAAAAACUAGUUUCAAUAACAAUAUAAAUAAUUUAAGUGCAUUGUGUUUGUGUUUAGUCGUGCGUAAAUAUUUAAAGAGUGGUGUUAGUCUGUGAACCGGAAAGCAACGUUUUUGUGUUUAGUUCGUUUCUAGAGAAUGUCGCGGCUUGGUUUGUUAAGUGCGGGGUGAGGUGAAGUGAGGAAGGGGCGCGAUGAGCGCUCCCGAGCCUCUGGUGCUGCAAGCACUGCAGGGCCACACGCAGCAAAGUGACAAGUGGCCUGGACCGCGCGCUGUCAAGAUAUACGUCGCUUCUGUUUACAAUGAGUUCCGUGAGGAGAGACGUCAAAUCCUCGAGAUGGUCGGCCCCGAGUUACAGUCCACUUACGAUGAUAGAUAUAUUGAGAUCGAAUUUGUGGACAUGCACUACGGGACCGACGGUGGUGACGAGACGAAUCCAGCUCUCCUGCGUUACCAUCUCGACGAAAUUCGAUGCUGCAAUCAAACAUCAAAGGCUGGUUACUUUCUGUGCUUUAUCGGAGGUGACACGUCAUCUUAUCAACCAGUGCUACCGUUCAAGAUUUCGUCUGACAUUUUUGAAGAACUUCUCAAAUCAGAUUCAGCACAAGCGGACCUCGUUCACGCCUGUUACAGACUAAACGGCGACGGCACCUACCACUUAGAAAGCGACGACAAAUGGUUCAGCGAUUUGCUUGAACGCGGCGAGCAGCGCAACCGUCUAUCGGAAGUCCAGAAAGCGUUUAACACGAUAGCGCUUGAAGCGGCUUCCCGUGGCGUCGACGUCACCGACUUGUUACGAAGCCCUCUCGAAAUCCAGUGCGAAUUAGCUUUAGAAUUGUUGGCUAACGGUAAUCACCCAAAAGGUUUGAUAGCGGUGUUACGAGAUGUAGCAGACCAAGAGCCAGAGGACUCUAAGCUAUCUGUGUUAGCGAACAACAGGCUAAAGAGCCUUAUGAAGAAGAUGGAAGAUGUGUUACCCGACACUCAUGUUGUUAGACUAGAGCCAACAUCAGCUGAUUCAUCAAGGACCGAUGUAGCUUCUGACAACGAGGAGAAGUUGGCACCGUUCAGGGAGAAGGUACAGGCUGUGGUAAGCUCGCUGGUCGACGACAGCCUCAGUACCGAGCCAGAUCAGGGGAAAGGAAGGAAAAAGACUGUACAGGAAGUGUUUCUGGAGCACAUCACUCAUCUUAGGAUAUGUAUAGAGAAUAAUCGUUUGUAUAAAGUUACUGUUAAGCAAAUUGAAGAGGCGGCUAAAAGUAUUCUUAGUAAUGCGAAGGAGCAUUACGAGAAUCGAACUCGCCACCCGCCGGUGUUAAUAUACGGCCCUGACGCGUCAGGGAAGAGCACGCUCUUGACACAUUUAUAUUAUAAAUGCGAAGAGGUUUUCCCGAAACCCGUUCUGAGGAUAAUAAGGUUUUCCGCCUCGACGCCGAGAUCGGCCUACAACUUGGAACUCUUGAGAGUCAUGUGUCAACAAAUAUCAAUAAUCUUGAACAUUCCCGAGGGCUAUUUGCCAAAAGACGCGAGCUUCGAUCCUUUAUAUAUUAAUAACUGGUUCCAAAGCCUUCUGAGGAGAUGCGAGGAUAUGGAAAAUGAAAUUUUGCUUAUAUUUAUUGACAACGUUCAUAGAGUGAAUCCGUUGGAAUGUGAUAUUGUGACGGGGCUGUCGUGGUUGCCGAUGUCGUUACCAAGGAACGUUUUCUUAGUAUGUACGAGUGCGGUGUCAUUAGAACUGCUGCAGCUGACACCGGCUCAAAAGGAGAAGUUCAAAGUUCAAAACUGUUAUUAUUUACUUGACGCGAUCGAAGAGACUCCAGAAAAUAAAAGCUACGGUGAUCACAUUGACGGUGCCUUCGAUAGCCUACAAGUGGUGUUCGGUUCGAAAGCUUUUAGCAAAUUAGCAAGUUACAUCACUUGUUCCGAGUUUGGUCUCACCGAGCUCGAGUUGUUGGAACUCUUGAUGCCUACGAGCAACAGCGAAGCCAUAAUAACAUUGAGAGACGCCAACUUCAAUUUUUCAACGUUGUGCGUAGCAAAGUACAUGAUGAAAACGUUGAUAAUCGAGAACGUAGUGUCUGGUCGGAACACGUGGCGGUGGCGCGCCGCGGCGGCGGGCGCGCGCGCGCGGCGGCGGUACGUGCGCGUGCAAAGCGCCUUGAGAGACGCUCAUUCGGAUCUGGCUGCGUUGCAUUUCGCCAACUUUUUGCAGGAGACUGAUGAUAAUGACACGUCCGAGGCUCAGGAAUUGGGUUGUGUCGACGACGACGACGCACUCCUGGACUCGACGCCAUUCCACUCGGCCAGCAGGACUGCUGCCGCGUUCACGCAACGCCAUGUUGAAGAGUCCUGGCUUCAUCUCCUACUUGCUGGAGACUUCUCCAAACUAAAAGACCUUACAGUGUGCAACUUUGACUUCUUGUUGGCGGCUGUACAAACGGUGACGAUAUCGUAUCUGCGCUGUAUAUUGGAACACGUUCGUUGCUACAUCCUGGACCGCGACGUGGAGCUGGUGUACGGAGCCGUGAGGAAGUCCAGCGACAUCCUCACGAGAGACCCUAUGCAGUUGGGGGCACAGAUAAUAGCGUGGCUGCGACCAGCGGUAGCAAGACGCGGCGUCCUCGCUACCUUGGUCACCGCUGCGAUGGCCUGGUGCGACGGGUACGACAAACCACUGCUGGUGCCUCUUAACGGCUGGUUGCACCCGCCGAUCGCGUCCACAGUCCGCGUGGUGUCGGUGGGCGGCGCGGGCGCGGGCGCUCGCCUGCUGCAGCUCGCGCCGUCGGGACAGCACCUCGUACUAGCGCCCUCUGCCGGCGACCCGCAGCUCUGGCACAUUAUGUCCAAUUCAAAAGUUCACACUUUUAAAGGUCACUCAGGCAGGAUACUUUGCAUGUGCGUGACGAGGGAGUCGCAAUAUCUGCUCACUGGAUCUGAAGACACUAGCGUUAUAGUGUGGGACCUCCAUACCCUAGCCAUCAAGACGAAAAUAUUGGAGCACAUAGCACCAGUUUUGUGCGUGGCUGCGAUUGUCAACAGGUCACUGGUCAUAAGUGGAGGAGAAGAUUCAUCAGUCAUCGUGAGCUCACUAGUUGAUGGGACUUUGAUUACAAAAGUAGACCAUCACAGAGGCCCAGUGACGGCAGUAAAAGUGAUCCAAGACGGCGAGAUACUAGUAACAUGCUCCCAGGACGGGACAGUUUGUACCUGGAACGUGGACAAUUCGGCCCUGCUGAGCACUGUGAACGCGGGCGCGCCGAUACACGCUAUGGACGUGACGGACGACAACGUGUUCCUCAUCACGCUACAGGGAGAGAACGAGCUGCAUCUGAGGACCUUCAUCACUGGAACUUACCUCCACAUGCUCAAAAGACAUAAAGCUAAGGUGAAAUGCUUCUGCGUGGCGCAUGACUCGUCGCGUGCUGCCGUCGGCUGCACGGACCAGCGCAUCUACCUGUACAGUCUGCACUCCGCGCAACUCCUGCGCACCUUGGCAGCGGCACACGACUUAGCGGCGUUAGCUGUGGCGGAUAGAGAUCAUUUCUUAUUAGCUGCUGGUGGCAACAGAGUGACCAUUUAUUCAUUCCACACCGAAGACAAUUUGACGAACUUCCGACCGACCAAGCAGAUGAAACGGCGUCAGACAAAAUCCACGACGAAUAUUACUUUAUUACAGGCGGAACAAAGCGAGCUGAUCCCGAUAAGUUGUCUGGAGGUGUCUAGAGACGGUCAGCUGGCGGCGAGCGGGUGCGCCCGCGGGCUGGUGCGAGUGUGGCAGCUGUCCACGCACCGCCUGCAGACCACCCUCAGCGGACACAUUGGUCACGUCACUUGCGUCACUUUCUCACCCAACAACCUGAUAGUGCUGAGCGGGUCCGAGGACAGGACGGUCGUGGUCUGGCAGUUGGCUGACAACUCCCCAUCUUUGACUUAUAAGGGUCACACGUCGGCCCUGCAAACCUUGCUGAUGAUGUCGGACGGCCGGCGCGCCAUGUCCGGCGACAGAGCUCGCAACGUGCACGUGUGGCUCGUGGACUCCGGGAUAGUGCUGCACUCCACCACGGGACCCUCGGCCACCAUCGACGUCACGCUCAAUAUGAAGUUCGCUGUCCUCUCGGACGGUGACAACUCGGUCCGCAUCUGGUCUCUCGCGGGCGGCGACAACGCGGAAGACCGCCGCGCCGUCUCCCACGCGGAGCGCAUCACUUGCUUCGCGCUCACCGCCGACUCCCAACACGUGGUCACUGGAUCCAUGGACAUGUCGCUGAAGGUGUGGAAGCUGGAUGGAGGGAAGCUGUCUCAGGUCCUAGUGGGUCACUCAGACAUUGUCACCUGCGUAGCGGUGUCUAUCACUAACAAGACUCAAGUGGUGUCCGGGUCUUGGGACUGCAACCUCAUCGUGUGGGACAUCAACACCGGCUCGGACUUACACUUACUGUCUGGACAUUUGGGCAAAGUCACCUGCGUCAAGGUUACCGGCGAUGGAACUAUUGCUGUGUCCAGUGCCGAAGACAAGACCCUUAUAAUCUGGGAGACGAAGCGCGGUCUAGCCCUCACGUCGCUGGCGCUACAUGUUCCUCUACUGGGCUUUCAAAUAACGAGCGACUGCGCAAGGAUUGUCGUCCAUCUUUUGGAUCGAGGCUGUCUCCCAAUGAUUUGCCUGCACAACACGCCGGCUACAUACGUGAAGAUACCAACCUAUGCAGCGCCAACUAAAGACGUCGAUGAGCUUCGGCCGUUGGCUCCAAAGCGGCCAAUGAGGAGGUUACUGAAGAAGGAAGUGUCGCUGGAUACGUACACGUGGCAGAAGAAGUAUGGACACCUUACAUCAGCUGCAAUGAUGGCGCAAGUCGACGAGCGGUUGAAGAGAAGGUUCUCAGUGUCUGCUUCAAUGGAAGAGAUAUCAAAGAUACAAGAGGCUAAAAACAAAGAUCUCGGCUCGCAGGUGAGCCUCGGUCCGGAAGAGGCGGCGAUCGCUCAAUCGCAACAUUUCGAUCAGUUGGAAGCGUUGUGGAACAAAAUAUCACCCCCGAGACGCCGUUCUAACAAGUCGCUGUCGAAGCAAAGCUCUUUGAUAGAGAGCCGAUUCGACUCAUCAGACGAAGAGCAUACUCCCGUCGAGGAACAAGAACACAUGGUUGAAUAAAAUUGGAGAGCAUUUAUUUUGGAAACUAAAUAUUUCACCUCAUUAGUUUAAUUAGAAAUAUAAUUUGAGCUGGUCUCUUCUGUGUAUUAUAUUUUGAAGUGUAGGUAUUUUAUUAAAGUUAUUUUUAUUUGUAAAUUUAGUGGUUGAAACAUAUGUAUUAUGUUUAAAUUAUUUAUUUAAUAUCCAAGUACAGUAAGUACAUUUAAAAUUUUCGUUAUGAUUUUGUAAAUAAUUAGCAGUAUCUCAAUUCUGCAGCCUGUAAGCAAUGUGAUCUUUUAGAUGUAGCAUGUCUAACUUCGGCACCAGUUUCCUUUAAAACUCUAAGUAUUUAGUAAAAUAAAUAUAGAAUAGCUCCCGGAGAUAUCAAAUCCUUUACUACAAAUGUGUUUUCAUCUAUUUUUAUAACCUCAUCAAUAAGUUGCUAAGAUAUGCCAGUGAUUCAAUUAAAAUAUAUUCAUUUACAUAAAAUUACUAAUAAAUGCAGACGAAGACUCGCAACACGAUUAAAUCUUCAAAAAUCAUAUAGCAAUACUCUGGUAACAACUUGUUCGGGAAUUAGGUAAAGAACUUCAAUUUUCACCUACGUCACUAAAACAUUGAAAAAACUGGUCCAUAUUUGUCAAUAUCAUAAAAUACUCAAAUUAAGAUCAAGCUAUAAUCUUUCUGAAUUCUAUGGUAGAGGUUGAUAAAGACAUUGUAGCCAGAGUGACUACUGCACGUUAUGAUAAUUAGCAACUACGUCUCAGGGUGACGAGUGACUUUGUUUGUGAGUACUCGUGAUAGUCAAUCAUACGAGCGGAUUGCUCGUCACGUCCCUUAGAUAAAGAAAGAACACAUCUUUAGCACUGUUUUGCUAAGAAUUAUAUUAUAAUUAGACCUAAAUAUAUGCGCUGUUAUUUUCAAUGUUUUCUAUCAAAACCAAAUUAGCGUUACAGUAAAUUUCGCAACUGAAAGGCAGCGUCUUUCCAUAAUUUAUAAAAGAUGAGUACCAUCCUGUAAUAUUUAUAGUAUAAUGGUCCACGUUUAUGACGCCAAUCAAUAAAAAUUCCUUUUAAGGAAUUGCACACGUUCCUCUCAAUCCUUUUUAAAAAUUCUGGAUUUUUUCACCAAUUUUCAACGUUCUCACAUUACUUUCAGAAAUAUCUUGCAUUUCUCCAUUUUCCUUAAUGUGAUUCACUUCAUAGAGAGCUGAUUUUUCUAGAAUAAUUUUAUACCAUCCCAAGGUGUUUUCAGUACUGAGUUUGUUGACUAUGUUUCACGAUCAUCGAGUACAAAUGUUAUAAUCCUUGUUCUAGUUUUACUGGCGUGUAGACAACUUUAAUGUCACAGCUUAUGCUGCUGUUAGCAACACCUACUUUAAAUAUAUAAUGUUAUCUACAUGUAGGUACUUUUAAUAUUAAGAAUACAUUACAGAACAGUUAGAUAGCAACUAUCAUUUUGGAACUUGCACAUUUAUUACAUUUACAAGUAAAUGAGAUUGUCACCUUCUAAGUGCAAUAUUUUGUUGCCAAAGUUUAUGUUUAUUUAAAGUAGCACAAUGUCAAAGAAAAUCUCGAGAUUAAUAUAAUUAUUUUAUUUAGUAAUUAAACUUUUAGUUAAAGUUAAGCUUUUCACCACAAUUUCAUUUAAGAUAAUCGUCAUGUUAAUAUUUUAAUACAGUAUUUAUUUAAGUGAAUAAAUUUUAUUUCAAUUUAAUUGAAUUAAAUUCAAAUACAUUAUGCGUAGUAAGUAAUUAUAAUAAUUAGAAAUAAUUUCCCCAAUCGAUGUAUCGUUCUAGAGUUUUCCAAACUGUGAUCCCUUAUAAAGACUUCUAUGUAAGUACACGUCAUAGCAUUCAUAAUACAAAAUGUUAUCCUAAUGAGAAUUUAGAUUAUACACUAUCUAAAUAGCUAACUUGCUUUUUUGUAUUAAUUUACACGAUAACUAUAUCCAACAACAAUUAUUUUGAUGUAAUAUUGUAAUUAAUAUAACCUUUUAUAUCCUCAAAAGCAAAUAAAGAAAUAUGUUAUUAUAUAUUCCCAUGCAUAUGUUUGGGACAUGUUGGUUUAUAUGUUGAGAUGUAUUAAGCCUGUUUACGUUACCAUUAUUUAAUUGUUUGAAUUUGUCAUUUCUAAGACUCGUUAAAAUAUUAAUAUAGAUUAGCUGAGCCCGCACUUAGAAAUAUAGCGAUAAAAAACAAAAUUAUUUGUGUAGAACUUCUUAAAUUUAAUGUUGGUAUUAGAAGUUAUUAAAAAAAUUAGAAAAUGCAAUAAUAUUUCAUAAGUAGAUGCACUUACUUGUAGUUGAUUGGUAUUUGUGACUGAAUUCUCUUGAAAAAUGUUUUUCUGACUCAAUUUCGGCACUAUAUCCCGCUUUUUAUUUAAAACUUGCAUUUAGGUCGCAAAAGUGAUGUAACUAAAGAGAAUUCGGCAUUUGCAUUUUGAGGAAAAAAGUUUUAGAUAUAAUAUAAAUAAAUUAAAAGAAAAAUAAUUUGAAAAUAAAUAAAUUUAUUAAUGCAUGCAUAUAAAGGAGAAAAUCGUGAUAUGUUUGAAAAAUAUAAAAAUGAAAUGGAGCUUUUUUCCUCAAGCGUACUGUAGGAGCGCAAUAAGUGGUAAUCGUUAGACUCUGUCACCUUGUUAACUAUUUGUAUAGAGUUUUAUAUAUUUAUCGUUUCCUAUUCCUCACAAAAGUGAGUUUUAUUUUUGACCUGUCGUGGCAUUGUAUCUGAAAAUAUAUUCUCUGUGUUUCUAA
Molecule: messenger RNA, 7943 nt
Organism: Manduca sexta (tobacco hornworm)
Lineage: Eukaryota; Metazoa; Arthropoda; Insecta; Lepidoptera; Sphingidae
Exons: 31
Coding region: 261-5213 (1650 amino acids)
Molecular function (GO): protein binding
Source: RefSeq, a predicted model, not a curated record